CUCCAGGCGAACCAGAAGACAUCCGUGCGGUUUCUUCACCCCGCGUACAUGAGCUUGCAGCUGAGCAGGAGAGCCGGGGCUCUCAGCACCCAGCAGCAGCGACUGCUGACGAACCUCAACGGGUUGGUCGUGCAGAGCUCCAUCCUCAGCGUUGCCGAUCUCUUCCCUGGUUCACCUCCUGGCAACGUGUCCAUCCCGGGAUACUUCUACGCGGAGGUCUGGGUGCUCCAGGGGCUGGAUAUGCAGACGGGUGACUUUGCAGCUUCUCUUGACAGCAGGGCUGCCUUCCAACCGUGUAUCACUGCGCGCGAUGUCGCCACCUGCUGCCUGUCCAGUCAGCAAUGCUGUGUCGAUAGCCAGUGCCAGUACCCUUCGAGUGUAGAGGUUGCCUUCGGCUUUACCAUAGUCCAGCAGAACAUGUUUCCUUCGCUCUCGUCGGACGUCUACGAGGUGGAGCUGGGCAUGUUCCCCGGCGACCCCUUCCAGCUCCUCGACUCUCGAGCCAUCCUCAACGGGACGGCAGUCGUUCAUGUCACCAAGAGGCCAGCAGUCGCAGUGGAGGACGUGUCUUACAUCAUUCGAUUGCCCAUGAGUGAGGCUCUGGCAGUCUCGAUGCUCGAGAGCAAGGAGUUUGCGCCUGCGUGCUUGCGGUGGAAUCCCUCGACCCUCAGCUGGUCGACCUUCGGGGUGACGCAGAGCAGGGGCUUCACUGCGACCAAGAGGAUGUGCGCCAACACCUCGAGCGCGGUCACGUGCUCGUACUUCAUCGAGUGCUCCUCCUCCUACACAGGGUACUUCACCAUCGUGAAGAGCAAGCUGGACUGCUUCGGGGUCCCCCUGGGCUCGGCAGUCUUGGACGCCUGCGGGGUCUGUAACGGCGACAACUCAACGUGCUCGGGUUGCAACGGCAUCCCGAACAUGUACGAUGCGGGAGUGAAGCUGGACAAGGCUUGCUCGGGGCAUGGGCAGUGCCAGGGGUCGCCGCAGUGUGUCUGCUGCUCGGACAACAAGUACGAGAUCAGCUACACCAGCCCCGACGGCCAGGUCUUGACCACCUGCCCCUGGUUCGGGCCCCGGGCCACGAGCGGCUCGUCCUCGCUCGGAGCGACUCAGACGAUAGACUGCAGCUCUCAUGGGAGGUGCGAGACUGUGAACGGAACCCUGACCUGCGCCUGCGACUUGGGAUGGGAAAACUCGGACGGGAAGUUCUGUAACAAGGAGGUUGUGGUAGUGCAAAGCUUGAGCCGAUCGUUGCAGCUCUUCUUCUAUGCUGGUCUUCCAAUCAUCUGCUGCUUCCUGCUCAUGUUCACGUUCCUGUCGUGGAGGCACGUGUCAAGGAAGCAUCGGAACAUCUUGAAGGUGAGCAAGGAGGUGAACAGGUCGCUGUUGGAGUUGGAAACAAGCAGCCAGGUAGCAGGCGAGGUUCAAGAGCUGAGCGAAGAGAGCUCGACGACUCAUUCGCAUCCUGAGGAUCACAAUGUGCCAGAGGUUGGCAAGGAUGAAGGCUCCAGGGCCAUUCAGCUUGUAGCUGGGAAGGAGCUGGAGAUUCCUUCGGUAACCGCCUUCUUGACUACGUCAAAGUUCGAGGCGAUCUCGGACACCUGCCCCUCAGACCCGGUGGUGAUGAAGACGUUCCAACGGCUGGAGAGGCUCAAGCAAAAGAUCAGCUCCGACAAGUCCUUCCGGAAUGUUGCCGAGACUUUUCACGAUCACGUCGACAUGAACAAACUCGCAAAGGCGGGUGAACGCAUGCCGACGUCGCUCAAGAAGGCCAAGGUGGAAGAAGAUGCCCAAGUUGAAGUGCCAGGAGGCUUCAUGCAGCAGCGCCAGCGCAAGAUGAUGGCAAUAAGCCAAGGGAGAGCAGCCUCUGCACUGCCAAGCUUCAUGGAGCGGAAGAAAGAGAUGAUCAGGAGGAAGAAGAGCCAUGAGGUGGUCUUGUCGUCAGGCUCGAACAGAAAGAAGGACGCAGGCACAGAGCAAGACAAGUCAACUUCAACUUCCUCUGAAGGAAAAUCAUCCAGCAACGAGGGCGCGAUCGCUUCAGUGUGAAAGUGAAGACACAAGCUCGAAGGGACAGCGAUGUUCCUAGUUGGUACAGUUUUUGAUAGUAAAGCUAAUGUAGUCUG
Messenger RNA from Guillardia theta CCMP2712, 2126 nucleotides. RefSeq lists its product as hypothetical. The record is from RefSeq and is a predicted model, not a curated record. NCBI's taxonomy places the organism in Eukaryota, Cryptophyceae, Pyrenomonadales, Geminigeraceae. Bases 49 to 2049 code for a protein of 666 amino acids. The transcript is spliced from 2 exons.